Coregonus sp. 'balchen' is the source of this 5624-nucleotide messenger RNA. The record is from the annotation of a GenBank genome assembly. Lineage: Eukaryota; Metazoa; Chordata; Actinopteri; Salmoniformes; Salmonidae.
AUGGAUGUCACUGUCACCAGCUGCCUUUGUCCCAGAGGAUACAGCGGUAGCUACUGUGAGAUGGACGUUGAUCACUGUAUUGGCCAUCUCUGCUCUGAGCACGGCGUAUGUCUAGACCAACAACACAACUAUACCUGUCGCUGUGAGCUCGGGUUCCAGGGGAGGUACUGUGAGCGGGAGACGGACAAGUGUAAGAGUUCCCCGUGUGCCAGUGGUGCCACCUGUGAGGAUGUCAUCGGAGGCUAUCAAUGCCACUGCCCCCCGGGGUUUGAAGGUAGGCCUACAGUAUGUUAAACUGGUGAUAACAUUCAUCUCUUGUUUUAUGUAUUGUUCUCUAUAGAAAACAGUUGAUUUCAGGUCAACUCACCAACUAACCUACUAAAUAAUAAAGAAACGAGCGGCAGGGUUUUUCCUUAGUUCAUUGUUGUCAAUAUGUGUCGUCCUUUAUCGUGGUGCUUUCAUUGAUUUGAAACCGUUAAAGGAAUACCUCAACCAAAUUACAAAUGAACACAUUUGUUCCCUUAACUUGGAAAAACAAUGUUGAUAACCAAAAAGAGAACAUGGCAUAGCAGCAUCUCUUGAAAAUAUCCCAAAUGUACAGAUGAAAAUAUAAACGCAACAUGUAAAGUGUUGGUCCCAUGUUUCAUGAGCUAAAAUGAAAGAUCCCUCAAAUGCUGUGCACAAAUUUGUUUACAUCCCUGUUAGUGAGCAUUUCUCCUUUGCCAAGAUAAUCCAUCCACCUGACAGAUGUGGCAUAUCAAGAAGCUGAUUAAAAAGCAUGAUCAUUACACAGGUGCACCUUGUGCUGAGGACAAUAAAAGGCCACUCUAAAAAUGGGCGGCAGGUAGCUUAGUGGUUAAGAGUGUUGUGCCAGUAACCGAAAGGUCGCUGGUUCUAAUCCCCGAGCCGACUAGGUGAAAAAUCUGUCUAUGUGCCCUUGAGCAAGGCACUUAGCCCUAAUUGCUCCUGUAAGUUGCUCUGGAUAAGAGCGUCUGCUAAAUGACUAAUAAUAAUAAUAAUAAUGAAAAAAAAGUUUUUUCACACAACACAAUGCCACAGGUGUCAAGUUUUGAUGGAGCAUGCAGUUGGCAUGCUGACUACAGGAAUGUCCACCAGAGUUGUUGCCAGAGAAUUUAAUGUUAAUUUCUCUACCAUAAGCCGCUUUCAACAUCGUUUUAGAGAAUUUGGCAGUACGUCCAACCGGCCUUACAACCGCAGACUACGUGUAACCACGCCAACCCAGCACCUCCACAUCCGGCAUCUUCACAUGCGUGAUCGUCUGAGACCAGCCACUGAAACUAAGGAGUAUUUCUGUCUGUAAUAAAGCCCUUUUGUGGAGAAAAACUAAUUACAUUUACAUUUUAGUCAUUUAGCAGACGCUCUUAUCCAGAGCGACUUACAGUUAGUGAAUACAUAUUUUUUUUAUACUGGCCCCCCGUGGGAAUCGAACCCACAACCUUGGCGUUGCAAACGCCAUGCUCUAUCAACUGAGCUACAUCCCUGCCGGCCAUUCCCUCCCCUACCCUGGACGACGCUGGGCCAAUUGUGCGCCGCCGAUGAGUCUCCCGGUUGCGGCCGGCUGCGACAGAGCCUGGAUUCGAACCAGGAUCUCUAGUGGCACAGUUAGCACUGCGAUGCAGUGCCUUAUACCACUGCGCCACUCAGGAGUAUGAUUCAGGAUGAUAAUUCUGAUUGUCUGGGUCUGGCACCCCUGCCCAGUCAUGUGAAAUCCAUAGAUUAGGGCCUAAUAAAUGUAUUUCAAUUGAUUGAUAUCCUAAUUUGAACUGUAACUCAGUAAAAUCGUUGAAAUUGUUGCAUGUUACGUUUUUAUAUUUUUGUUCAGUAUAUAUUGGCACCCUUGCAAUGGAGCAGGAUGUUCCGUACAACCAUUGAUUUACAAUAGCAGCACACGGCAGAGCUCUGUGUUCCCUAGUACCCCCCAUGGGAGUGCACACAAUGCCAUAAAAGUCCCCGAAGAUGAGAAAUUGGGGCCACAAUUCUAUCACGUUCUGUAUGCGUGUGUGUGUGUGUGUGUGUGUGUGUGUGUGUGUGUGUGUGUGUGUGUGUGUGUGUGUGUGUGUGUGUGUGUGUGUGUGUGUGCGUGUGUGCGUGUGCGUGUCCGUGUCCGUGUCCGUGUCCGUGCUUGUGUCUGUGUGUGUGCGUAGUGUAAGUAAUAUAGUCCUUCUGAAAGUCACUUUGUCAUACGCACAUCACAUUAUACUGGUGCUGGUAGAGAAGCUCAAAUAUUUUGUUUCAACCCUGGCACCAUUGGCCCAGAACAUGGCCAUAUCAAGUACAGUACACUGUAGAGUGAACAGACAUUAGAAGACAUUUACAUUCUAACAUGCUUAGAAAAGUAUGUCAACCCAACUGAAAUGUGCACAGAACGUACACUAUAAGGGAUAUUUACAGAAUGUAAUCUGUUGUGUUUCCAGGAAGAUGGUGCUCAGAGAAUGUUAAUGACUGCUGGUCAAGGCCUUGUCUGAAUGGAGGUUCCUGUAUGGAUCUGCUAAAUGGAUACAUCUGCCACUGUCCUUUUGGUGAGUACUCUACUGACGAGCAUAGCACCACUGUCGUUUUGGGGAGUACUCUACUGACUAGCAUAGCACCACUGUCGUUUUGGUGAGUACUCUACUGACUAGCAUAGCACCACUGUCGUUUUGGUGAGUACUCUACUAACCAGCAUAGCACCAUAGAAAUCACUGUUGUUUUGGUGAGUACUCUACUAACCAGCAUAGCACACAUAGAAAUCACUGUCGUUUUGGUGAGUACUCUACUAACCAGCAUAGCACCAUAGAAAUCACUGUCGUUUUGGUGAGUACUCUACUAACCAGCAUAGCACCAUAGAAAUCACUGUCGUUUUGGUGAGUACUCUACUAACCAGCAUAGCACCAUAGAAAUCAUGCAGCAUGCCAUAUACUGUACAGUGCCUUCAGAAAGUAUUUAUUCCACAUUUUGUUGUGUUACAGCCUGAAUUCAAAAUUGAUUAAAUAUAUUUUUUUUCUCUCACCCAUCUACACACAAUACCCCAUAAUGAUAAAGUGACAAUGAAAUGUUAGCAAGUCUAUUGAAAAUGAAAUACAGAAAUAUCUAAUUUACAUAAGUAUUCACACCCCUGAGUCAAUACAUGUUGCGAUCACCUUUGGCAGAGAUUUCAGCUGUGAACCUUUCUGGGUAAGUCUCUUAAGAGCUUAGCACACCUGGAUUGUACAAUAUUUGCCCAUUAUUCUUUUUGAAAUUCUUCAAGCUCUGUCAAGUUGGUGGUUGAUCAUUGCUAGACAACCAUUUUCAGGUCUUGCCAUAGAUUUUGAAGCAGAUUUAAGUCAAAACUGUAACUUGGUCGCUCAGGAACAUUCACUGUCUCCUUGGUAAGCAACUCCAGUGUAGAUUUGGCCUUAUGUUUUAGGUUAUUGUCCUGCUGAAAGAGGAAUUUAUCUCCCAGUGUCUGGUGGAAAACAGACUGAAACAUGUUUUCCUCUAGGACUUUGCCUGUGCUUAGCUCCAUUCCGUUUCUAUUUUUAUCCUGAAAAACUCCCCAGUCCUUAACGAUUACAAGCAUACCCAUAACAUGAUGCAGCCACCACUAUGCUUGAAAAUAUGGAGAGUUAUACUCAGUAAUGUGUUUUAUUGGAUUUGCCCCAAACAUAACACUUUGUAUUCAGGACAAAAAGUUAAUUGCUUUUCCAAAUGUGUUGCAUUAUUACUUUAGAACCUUAUUGCAAACAUAAUGCAUGUUUUGGAAUAUUUGUAUUCUGUACAGGCUACCUUCUUUUCACUCUGUCAAUUAGGUUAGUAAUGUGGAGUAACUACAAUGUUCUUGAUCCAUUCUCAGUGUUCUCCUUUCACAACCAUUAAACUCUGUAACUGUUUUAAAUUCACCAUUGGCCUCAUGGUGAAAUCCCUGAGAUGUUUCCUUCCUCUCCGGCAACUGAGUUAGGAAGGAGACCUGUAUCUUUGUAGUGACUGGGUGUAUUGAUACACCAUCCAAAGUGUAAUUAUUAACUUCACCAUGCUCAAAGGGAUAUUCAAUGUCUGCUUCUUUUAUUUUUACCCAUCUACCAUUAGGUGCCCUUCUUUGCGAGUCAUUGGAAAAAUCUCCCUGGUCUUUGUGGUUGAAUCUGUGUUUGAAAUGCACUGAGGGACCUUACAGAUAAUUGUAUGUGUGGGGCACAGAGAUGAGGUAGUCAUUCAAAAAGCAUGUUAAACACUAUUAUUGCACACAGAGGGAGUCCAUGCAACUUAUUAUGUGACUUGUUAAGCUUCUCCCCUAUUUGACCUAGAUAGUUUGUGUAUGUAUUGAUAUGUAGGCUAUGUGUGCCGUUUUAAAUGUAUGUAGUUCUGUCCUUGAGCUGUUCUUGUCUAUUAAUGUUCUGUAUUAUGUCAUGUUUCAUGUUUUGUGUGGACCCCAGGAAGACUAGCUGCUGCUUUUGCAACAGCUAAUGGGGAUCCUAAUAAAAUACCCAAAAUGAAUAAAAAAAACAACAAACAUAAUUCCACUUUGACAUUAUGGGGUAUUGUGUGUAGGACAAUUACACAUUUCAGUCUGUAACACAACGAAAUGUGGAAAAAAAGUCAAGGGAUGUGAAUACAUUCUGAAGGCACAGUAGCUAUGUGUUACAAUGAAACAUUUGGCCAUUAAAUGCAUACAGAUCCUAUCAUUGAAUAUAAUCUAUCCUAUAAUUGAAUUCAUUAUAGGGUCUUUAUGAUGACAUGAAUGUUGAAAAUAGUUGGUAUGUGUAGUGGUAUAUAAAUCAUGCUGUGUUUACAGUUACAGUCUGAUAUAUUGGCAUCCUUGCACUUUACAAUGGCGUGAAUAUACAAUAGAGUGGUCACUUUCUGUUUAAAUAAAGGUUACAAUAAAUAUUUAACAAUAACACAAUACAAUUUUCCAAAUGUACAUUCUUGACCCUAGUAUGAUAUAAUCACCAGUAUACUACAUGCAAUGCACCUGGAAAAAUAGCCAUUUGGUAUUUUAUUAGGAUCCCCAUUAGCUGUUGCAAAAGCAGCAGCUACUCUUCCUGGGGUCCACACAAAACAUGAAACAUGACAUAAUACAGAACAUGAAUAGACAAGAACAGCUCAAGGACAUAACUACAUACAUAAUUCGAUUUAGCCCCAUAUGCAGUAUCCCCAGCCCCAAAAACAUAUAUCACUAAUCUCCUAAUGUUAUCACGUGACAAUAAAACACGGUAGUAAAAUACAUCAUUGUAAAUUUUCGGUUGAAAAUGUACGAAACAAACUUCUCCGUCAUUUACUUGAAGUUGAAGUGGAGAGGAAACAGACCCCCCAGUGUGUCAUCAAACAUCCAUUAUUGCUCAGAUUUCUACGGCAGAUUCGGAGACUAAGGUGUGUUUAAUCUGGUUUGCGUUUUCCGGGAAUUGAAUUAGAUAAGUGGCUUGCGAUGUUUACUUUAUAGAUAGAAUAAAUGUAACAGAAAAAGGGUCUCUGCAAGGUUAACCCCAUUUUCACAACCAUGCUUCAGAUGUCCAUCAUCUUUAGCAUCUCUAUUGGGCUAGCUCCAAAUGUUAAAAAAAUUGAUAUAGUUAUAUUUUUGUGGGAUUUCCGGGAACAAGGACAAAUUGAUGUUUUGGUUUUGUUCUUCUUUCUUAACAGGGACAAUGUAG